Molecule: messenger RNA, 5808 nt
Organism: Erinaceus europaeus (western European hedgehog)
Lineage: Eukaryota; Metazoa; Chordata; Mammalia; Eulipotyphla; Erinaceidae
Gene: FNDC1
Product: fibronectin type III domain containing 1
Exons: 23
Coding region: 243-5267 (1674 amino acids)
Molecular function (GO): protein binding
Source: RefSeq, a predicted model, not a curated record
CCCGCCCGCGCCGCCCUGCGCCCCACGGCCGGCAGAGGGCGCCCGCGAGCGGCUAAAAGGCUGGGCGGCGGCGGCGGCGGGCGGGCUCAGUGCGCAGCGCGGCGGGCAGGGCGCGCGGACCCGGGCGGACGGACGGACGGACGGACAAGCCGACCAAGGAUCCGCAGACAGCAGGGACCCGACGGCGACUCCUCCGCGUUCCCGGCGCACCGGCCGCCCCACACCCUGCACCCCGGGUGCCCAUGGCGCGGCUCGCGGCGCCCCUGCCCCGCACGGCGCUGCUGCUGCUCCUGGCCGCGCUGCUGCCCGCCGGCCGCCCGGCCGAGGUCCGAGCCGACCACCCACUGAAGCCAAGGCACGUGAGACUGCUGUCCAGUAAAAUGGGCGUGAAGGUCAUGUGGGACCCACCCAAAGAGGCCCGCAGUAGACCCGUGGAGUAUUACAACGUUGCCUACGGGAAGUCACUGAAAAGCCUUAAGCACGUCAAAGUGAAUGCACAGACAAUGUCCUUCCUCAUUGAGGACGUGGAGCCGGGGGUAGUGUACUUUGUGCUGGUUACUGCAGAGAACCACAGUGGAGUGAGCCGUCCUGUGUACAGAGCUGAGAGCCUGCCUGGAGGUGAAUGGCUCCAGAUUGAUGGUUUCCCCAGUAAGGUUCCAGGACCAUUUAAUGAAUCCGUCACAGAAAAGGAAGUCCCCAGCAAGCCCCUGCGGGUCCGGGUGCGGCCCUCUGAUGGCCAGCUGUCGGUGGCGUGGAAAGCACCCCGCCUGUCAGGAGCCAAGAGCCCCCGCAGAUCCAGGGGGUUCCUCCUGGGGUACGGAGAGAGCAGCCGGAAGAUGAACUACGUCCCACUGUCCAGGGAUGAACGCUCACACGACAUCAAAAAGCUGGCUUCGGAGUCUGUGUACGUGGUCUCCCUACAGUCCGUGAACUCCCAGGGCCAGAGCCAACCUGUCUACAGGGCCGCCCUCACCAAGCGCAAAAUGGCAGAAGAGGAUGAGCUGGACAUCCCUGAAGACAUCACCGUCAGGGUCAUGUCCUCCCAGUCGGUGCUGGUGGCCUGGGUGGAUCCGUUGCUGGAAAAACGAAAGAGACCGGCUGCCUCCAGACAGUACACCGUGCGCUACCGCGAGAAGGGAGAGUCAGCCAGGUGGGACUACAAGCAGAUCCCCAACCGACGUGUGCUGGUAGAACACCUGACCCCAGACACCAUGUAUGAAUUUGCGGUCCGGAUCUCUCAGGGGGAAAGAGACGGCAAGUGGAGCACCUCUGUCUUCCAAAGGACCCCGGAAUCUGCUCCAACCACAGCUCCUGAAAAUCUUAGGGCCUGGCCAGUCAACGGCAAGCCAACUGUUGUCACUGUCGCCUGGGAUGCCCUGCCUGAGACUGAGGGCAAAGUGAAAGAAUACAUUCUUUCAUACGCCCCGGCUCUCAAGCCCUUCGGAGCCAAGUCCCUCACCUACUCUGGAGAGACCACUUCUGCCCUGGUGGAUGGCCUGCAGCCUGGAGAACGGUAUCUUUUCAAAGUCCGGGCGGCAAACCGCAGAGGACCGGGACCUCACUCCAAAGCCUUCAUUGUCACCAUGCCAACAACCAGCACCCAAGAGGACUCAAAGGAAGACUGGGAACCCCAAAAGCCCACCUCCCCCCCAGGGAGGACUGCCCAGAACCGGCUUCUGGGUUUGAAGAGCAGAAUCCUGCCUCAGGGUGGGGGGCCCAGGAGACCCCAGCUCCGCUCUCAGGCCACAGGGCUCCAGCUCCAGUCCACACAGAUCACUGAGGAGGAGGAGGAGGACCAGAAGGAGGAGCUAGGGCCUCCUGGGGACCCCCAAGAGCAGAAGCCUCCCCAGCGCCCCCCAAGCAGAGCUGUGCCCUCAGUCCCGGCUGGGGGCAGGACUCCAGUGAGGGCCCGGCUGCCAGUGACCCCCAAACGAGGCUCCUUGCUCCCCCAGCCUCGUUCUGGAGCCCCCACUGAGGACAGGGCUCCACGCCCUUCUGGGGGGGCCUCUCCGAACCUGCCACCCAGCCCUGAGGACAAUGACUCCCUGCACCCAGAGGAGGAGGACACAGCCGCUGGCUUCCUGCAGCCCAAGGGCACAACCUCCCAGCAGCCCCCCAGGAGUGCCUCACGGUCCCGGCCAGCCCUGCCCCCCAGGCCCCCAUGGAACUCCAGUGCCCUGCGUGACAGGACCCCCAAACCAGCACUGCCACCACGGCGGGCGCCCCACUCCGGGACAGAGGAGGGGGAGGAGGGGGAGGACUCCGCCAUGUCUCACCCCCACCAGAAACUGUCCCCAUCCCAGCGGGGUUGGAAAUAUGGGCAGGAUGUUCCAGCCACCAAGUUCAGGGGCUCUUCUCGGCCUUCCUCCAGGACACAGGUGUCCCAGGGGGCCGGGGCUUCUGAUGAUGACGGGGACAGUGACACAGAACCCCCCCGGCACGCCAGCCCGGCCCGGCACAGGCCCCUGGCGGGACACAGCAGAUACCCCAGCAGACCUGGCAAUGGCUGGGGGCCCCGAGUACAGCCUUCCAGUCCCCUGAGGUCCACCUCAGCCCCCCAAAUUCACUCCAGGGUAAACAUAGACCCUACUCCUGACCCCAGGCAUGGAGAAGAGGAAGAGGAGGAGGAAGAUGAAGAGCCCCUCCCAGCUGCCUCCUCUAGGCAGCCUGUCUUGCGGGGCAGUGACCAGCUCCGAAGGGGCCCCCAGAGAGGGAGUAGUCUCCCUUGGAAGGAAGCCCAGACAGAGAGCCCCAGAUCUGCUGUGCCCAGGGCAGGGGCUCCCCACACACAGCUGAAUUCCCCGCGUUCCCGAGGGCCCCAGCACCCCCACACCGCCAGUUCCCGGGGGGUGCUCCCCACGUCUCCCCAGGAUCAGGAUCCGGAUGACAGCACCCAAGUGCAGGUCAAGGACACCCAAGUGGAGGCGGGGGACAGUCACCUUCGCAGGCCCCCAGGCCCCUUCCUGAGACCCAUCAGGCCCGGCCUCCCCCACCCCUACUCCCGCACCAGGGUCCCGGGCCGAGGGGGGCCCCAGGCACUGGGGAAGGACAGUGCACCCCCGCCCAAAAAGGAGGCCCCCAAGUCCAAGUCACUGCAGUCAGUGUCGGCUGAGGAAGAGGAGGAGGAGGGAGCUUCGGAGUUCCUGAAAGCAGAUCAGCUGGGGGCCUCGCUGACCCCCUUGGUGCCCAAGUGGCCUCCUGCCGCCAGCCCUCAGAACAGCAAGUACUCAGACACACACCUGACCAAGAAGGAGCGGAACCCAGGCCUCGAAGUCUCCCAGGAGGAAAACGCCACCCCAGCCAAGCACCCUCCUCCUCCAGCCAGCCCUCCCAAGGCCUCCCACCUCCCAGCCCGGCCCCCUGCCACUCGGAGCUCUGCAGUGGCCACCCCAGCUCGGCCAGGCUCCCCGACCCAUGCGCCCCUCCUCUCCCCCUCCACAACCCCCAUGCUCUCUCUGCGCCAGAGAAUGAUGCAGGCCAAGUACCGGAACCCUCUCUCCCGCCAGCCCGCCAGGGCCCCCUUCAGACAAGGUUCCAACGGCAGACCGAAUGGAGAAGGGAGAGUCCUUCCGGGAAGUAACGGAAAACCAAGCAGACAGAGAAUUAUCAACGGCCCCCAAGGAACAAAGUGGGUGGUGGAUCUCGACCGGGGUUUAGUGUUGAAUGCAGAAGGAAGGCACCUCCAGGACUCCCAUGGAAACCCUCUCCGCGUGAAGCUGGGAGGAGAUGGUCGCACCAUUGUGGACCAGGAGGGGACCCCUGUGGUUAGCCCUGAGGGUCUCCCCCUCUUUGGGCAGGGCCGACACAGUCAGCCCCUGGCCAGUGCCCAGGACAAGCCCAUCCUGAGUCUCGGAGGAAAGCCCCGGGUGGGCUUGGAGGUCGUCAAAACCACCACUCGAGUGCCCACCACAACCACGGCAGCCACCCAGAGGACAACUCCACAGCCCACCACCACCCCGACACCCACCACCACCCCGAUGCCCACCACCACCCCGACGCCCACCGCCAGCACCACUCGCCGAGCCAUCCCUUCUGCCCGUCGCAGGACCACGGCCCGUCCCACCACACAGAGCACCACCACCACCCCUGAGCCCACCACCCCUGCCCCCACCUGUCCCCCGGGGACCCUGGAGCAGCGCGAUGACACCGGCAACCUGCUUCUGGGCUCAGACGGGCUCCCCGAGUGCUACCGUGAAGAAGAUGACUUCUCGGGCCUGGAGACAGACAUGGCCGUCCCCACCGAGGACGACUAUGUUGUAUAUGAUGAAGACUAUGAAGCCAAGACCUCGAGACCCCCAGCCACCACCAGGCCUUCUCCCACCACGCCUGCUCUGCCCGAGACCACACCCCAAGAAAGUUCCAUUAGUUCUUUUCCGGAAGAAGAAUUUGAUCUGGCUGGAAAGAAGCGAUUUGUUGCCCCUUAUGUGACUUACCUAAGUAAAGACCCGUCCACGCCGUGCUCUCUGACCGACGCCCUGGAUCACUUCCAAGUGGAGAGCCUAGAUGAAAUCAUCCCCAACGACCUGGCGAGGAGCGGCCUGCCCCCACAGCACGCUCCCCGGAACAUCACUGUGGUGGCCAUGGAGGGCUGCCACUCCUUUGUCAUUGUGGACUGGGACAAAGCCACCCCAGGAGAUGUGGUCACAGGUUACCUGGUAUACAGCGCCUCCUAUGAGGACUUCAUCAGGAACAAGUGGUCCACACAGGCUUCCUCCAUGACGCACCUGCCCAUCGAGAACCUGAAGCCCAACACGAGGUACUAUUUUAAAGUUCAAGCCAAAAAUCCUCAAGGCUACGGUCCCAUUAGUUCUUCCGUUUCAUUUGUCACAGAAUCAGACAACCCUUUGCUUGUGGUGAGGCCGCCCGGUGGCGAGCCCAUCUGGAUUCCAUUUACCUUCAAACACGACCCUGCUUACUCUGACUGUCACGGGCGGCAGUACGUGAAGCGGACCUGGUACCGGAAGUUCGUGGGGGUGGUGCUGUGUAACUCGCUGAGGUACAAGAUCUACCUCAGUGACAACCUGAAAGACACAUUCUACAGCAUUGGGGACAGCUGGGGGAGAGGGGAAGACCACUGCCAGUUUGUGGACUCACACCUGGAUGGAAGAACUGGACCUCAGUCCUACGUGGAAGCCCUCCCCACCAUUCAAGGCUACUAUCGCCAGUACCGCCAGGAGCCGGUCAGCUUUGGCAGCAUUGGUUUCGGGACCCCCUACUACUAUGUGGGCUGGUAUGAAUGUGGCGUCUCCAUCCCUGGAAAGUGGUAACCACAGGACAGCCAUACCAGAAGUCGGCCCUGCCCAGCCCUCCUGGACAAACUCACGCAAGGACUUAGAGCAGGACAAGAUUGUGUCUCCAGCCCCAUGGUCCCCCUGCUGUCAGCCCUGUGAAGGGCACUGGGAUUCUCAGACUGUCUUCUGUCUGGAACUCAGGGGCCAUCCUCUGACUCGGUGAAAUUUCCCCUACAUUUUAGGCGCAAAAUUCAGACGCUUCGGUCUCUCCAAGGGGACAACAUACGGUGCUGUGCUUGCUUCAAGGGAUGCUACACACACUUCUCUUUUCCCAUCGGGCUUCUCCACAACAGACUGAAAUCUAGCUUCUCAGUGCUUUCUGUGGAAACAAAUGGCUAAAAAAGGCCGCCCAAGGAAAUGUAUCCUCCUCAGAUUCACUCCGUGGACUUGCCCAGGGCUCGACGAGGUGUACAGAGCUGAUGUGUGACUCGUCCUUGUCGAGACCUGCGUGUCUGUCUGUAUAUAUGCACAUUCAGCCACACGUGUCUGCAGAUGUGGAUUAAAACAGCUGCCUCUG